This is a messenger RNA of Chinchilla lanigera (long-tailed chinchilla), 2644 nucleotides long. It is a transcript of the gene Disc1, whose product is annotated as disrupted in schizophrenia 1. The coding region runs from base 139 to 2574 and encodes 811 amino acids. Gene Ontology annotation, biological process: neuron migration; cilium assembly. Gene Ontology annotation, cellular component: intermediate filament cytoskeleton; microtubule; centrosome. NCBI's taxonomy places the organism in Eukaryota, Metazoa, Chordata, Mammalia, Rodentia, Chinchillidae. The record is from RefSeq and is a predicted model, not a curated record. The transcript has 13 exons.
CGGUGCCCCUAAAGCGAGGACCUGGUGAGAUUGUCACCCUGACUUUCAGGUACCCAGGAGGACCAUGGAGGUGCCUGGGAGUGCUCAGCGCCUGCGGCGUGCCCUCGGAGGCGGCGGUUGGCACGGAGGCCGGGCUACAUGAGAAACACACCUGGGCCUGGGAUCGGGUUCCUCCCUGCAGUGGCCAACACACCAUUCUGUGUCCCGGGAGGGGUGAGUGGUGAGGCGUUCCAUCACUCUGCAUCCGGGGCUGGGCACAGUGCCCGUGACCUGAGUGGCCAAUGUCGAGGCCCCUCUUUGGGGAGUCCCGUUUCCAAGAGCUCACCAGCCGCUGCUGUGGUCUCUGUGGGCCACCUAAGUCAAGUGAGCAGAGCAGCUGAGAUCCCAGUGCACCUUGGGGUUCAGCUCAAAGCAGGCACCAGGCUUACGGACAGGCUGUACAGCUCUGGGGACACUGGGCUUCCACGAGAGUGUCUGUCUAUGGACAGUGGCGAGGCCCCAGUCCCUAGCCAGGAUGCAGCUUGCAAUGAAGGAGCAAGAGGCGCCCAGGCCACAAACUCUCCGGCACCAGCAGAAGCGAGUGGCAGUAGCUGCAGGCUCCAGAGCAGCCCCUUCACACCGCCAGCCUCUUCCGGUCUCCAUGAAGCCUUUGCCUCCAGCUUCAGCUUCAUUCAGCUCUCUCUCAGCUCUGUGGGGGAACGUGGAGAGGCGGAAGGCUGCCCGCCAUCCAGAGAGGAUGAGUCCUCUCAUCGAAGCUGUCCAGACAUGGGAGCUGUGGCUGCCAGCUCAGACAGGCCCCGGGAAGACCCUGGAUGUCUCUCAGGGUCCUUCAGUCGCACAGCUACCCAGGGCUCUGCAGACUUGGCCCAGGAGACAAGGAGCAGCUUCUGGCCAGAGUGGGACCUGCUUUCUUCCCUGGACCUUGACAUUGGCUCUUCCCAGGGGCCCGUGCUGCCUGGCCGUUGUGGUGACAAGGGCCGUGGCUCAGCAUAUGCUCAUGGUUGGGAUGCCCUGCUCAGGAGAUGGGAACCUGUGUUGCAUGACUGUCUGCAGAGCAGCUUGAGGCAGCUAGAGGCAACAUCCUUAAAAUUAAAGCUUCAGAAACUUCAGGAGAAAGCAAUUGAAGAUGAUGAUUAUGAUAAAGCUGAGAUGCUGAGACAGAGAUUGGAAGACCUGGAACAGGAGCAAGGCCACCUGUCUGUGGUGCUCCCAUCCCUGCAGCCGGCCCUCAGCAGCUUCCUGGGCCACCUGAUGUCACAGGCCCAGGCCACCCUGCACCGAGCUACUCAGCCGGCUGGCAGUGACUGUGCCCUAGCCCCACUUGGAAGCGAGUCACAGACCCUGGAACUCACAGCCCAGGACAGCCUGCGUGAGGCCCUUGCAAGGCGAGACUGGCUUCUCCAGGAGAAGCGGCAGCUGCAGGAAGAAGUGGAAGCUCUCCAGAAAAGGAUGUCUGCGCUGGAGGCCAAAGAUCAACAGCUGAGAAGGGAGAUAGAGGAGCAGGAGAGAGAACUCCAGUGGCAGCGCUGUGGCCUGGGGUCACUGGUGGUCCAGCUACCCCUGGACCAGCUGAAGGAAGUCAGUGAGACCCUGAGGGACACGCUGGCCUCUGCCAGCCAGAUUCUCCCCCACAUGGAGCCGCCUGAAGCCGUCAGGAGCCUCCGGGAAAGAAUAAAAGCUCUGAACUUGUCACUUAAAGAAGUCACCACCAAAGUGUGCAUGGGCGAGAGACUCUGCAGCACCCUGAGGAAGAGACUCAGUGACCUUGAGACCCAACUACUGGCAUUGCUUGAAGCCAAAAUGCUUGCCAUAUCAGGAAGCCAUUUCGGCACAGCCAAGGACCUCACAGAAGAGAUUCGCACCUUGACCUCAGAGCGAGAAGGGCUGGAGCCCAUUCUGGAAAGGCUGUGGGCACUCAGGUCUUCGACUGCAGGAGAGCUGGCCAGCAUGGUGGAAGACCACAGCCGGCUGACACAGGAACUGCAGCGCCAGGAGGCUGAGCACAAAGCAAAUGUGAAGGGAAAUACUGUGAAGUACAUGGAAAUGCUUGAGGACAAACUGCUCAGCUGCAAGUGUCCGCUGCUUGGAAGAGUGUGGGAAGCUGACUUGGAGGCCUGUCAGCUACUGAUCCAGAGCCUGACUGUUGAAGAUGAGCAGCCAGUGGAUGACACAGGGGCAGCUGCCUGGAAAGCCACCCUUGCUGGCCCUCCCAGACUCUCCUCUGAAGACGGAAGGAAGAGCCCUCUGCAGGCAUUCCACGGGUGGAGGGCUCCCCUGACCUCCUGUGCACCCUGCACUGGAGGUGAAUGGAAGCAGGAAUCUUACAUCCUUUCUACAGAACUUGGAGAAAAAUGUGAAGGCAUAGACAAGAUGUUAUUGCGUUUAGAAGAUCAGCUUCAUACAGCGAUCCAUAGUCAAGAUGAAGACCUCAUUCAGUCCCUCAAGGGACAGCUCCAGAUGGUGAAGGAGACGCUGCAGGCCAUGUUUCUGCAGCUCCAGCCAGCAAAGGAGGUGGGAGGAGGAGAAGCUGGGGCCUCCAGCGCAGCAGCUGCACCCUGGGAAGUGCAGCCCUGAAGGGGCUAGAGAAGGAGAUGGUCCCUGUGUCAUUGGAUGGACUCCCCUCGCCACGGAUGUGCCUGGCUUA